Molecule: messenger RNA, 1862 nt
Organism: Mustela erminea (ermine)
Lineage: Eukaryota; Metazoa; Chordata; Mammalia; Carnivora; Mustelidae
Gene: SUN3
Product: Sad1 and UNC84 domain containing 3
Exons: 9
Coding region: 163-1086 (307 amino acids)
Biological process (GO): nuclear envelope organization
Cellular component (GO): nuclear envelope; meiotic nuclear membrane microtubule tethering complex
Molecular function (GO): protein-membrane adaptor activity
Source: RefSeq, a predicted model, not a curated record
UGCUCGCCCACAGAUAGUUCCCCCCUCUAAGGAGGAGCACCGGAGAAGACAAGAAGCCAACGCAGGCCCUCUGCGGAGGGCGCCAUGCUUUUCCUAAAAUAGCGAAGAGCGCAGGGACGCCCUUCUUCCUCCUUCCAGCUCUGUGCUACCUUGUGUGGGAACAUGAGCGGGAGGCCGAAGCCAAGGAGGGGCGCCAGGACUUUGACAGGUCAUUCGGAGGAAGCCGGCGGCAGCGCCAGUCUUCACAUCCCGCUGGCGGAGGACGGGAGCCCCGAGGCCAGCCGGUACGCCGCUCUGGGGAGGGACGGCCGUGCACCUCGCAGUGCCGCGAGCCGGAGGUUAACCCAGUCGUGGAAGAUUGUCAUAAGUGCAGUGUCUAUACUGACUCUUCUUCUUAUAGGACUUGGCAAUCACAUGUGGCUUCAAGAAACAGAGUUUCCUCACAAAUCCAGACAAUUUUACGCUCUAAUUGCAGAAUACGGUUCGAGGCUUUAUAAUUACCAGGCCAGACUCCGGAUGCCCAAGGAGCAGCUAGAACUUCUAAAGAAGGAAAGCCAGACUUUGGAGAACAACUUCCGUGAAAUUCUAUUUUUAAUUGAACAAAUAGAUGUUCUGAAGGCAUUGCUUAGAGAUACGCAGGAUGGUCUACACAGCCACAGCUGGAACGUGGAUGGAGACGGGGACCAGGAGCCCCCGGAGGCCACGGACGAGGAAAUGUCAAACUUGGUCAACUAUGUCCUUAAAAAGUUGAGAGAGGACCAAGUCCAGAUGGCCGACUAUGCCCUUAAAUCAGCAGGGGCCUCUGUCAUUGAAGCUGGGACGUCGGAAAGUUACAAAAAUAAUAAAGCGAAACUUUACUGGCAUAGGAUCGGGUUCUUAACUUAUGAAAUGCCCCCAGAUAUUAUUCUCCAGCCGGAUGUCCACCCUGGGAAGUGCUGGGCCUUCCCGGGUUCCCAGGGCCACGUCCUAAUCAAGCUUGCCGGGAGGAUCAUGCCAACUGCUAUCACCAUGGAGCACAUCUCGGAGAAGGUGUCUCCAUCAGGAAACAUCUCCAGCGCACCCAAGGAGUUUUCCGUCCAUGAAUAAUGCUGCCGGGAACAUUCAUGUACAUGUCUUUGUGCGGACACUGAUGCUCAUUUCUCUUGGAUCUAUACCUGGAGUGGAAUUAUAAAGUCAUGGGGUAAAUCCAGUGUCACGUUUGGGACACAUCUAGACAGCGUAUCUUCCUCUCCGUCAAUAUGCGUGUUUUCACGGUCACUGUGUGCAUGGAGGUGUUCUCAUUGAACCCUGCGGCAAACUGGAAUAACAUUUUCUUUGGGUGAGACAUUGAUGUUCCUCUUGUUAAAACGAAUGCCUCAUUUCAAUUGAAUUUGCUUACUUUUCUACAUUCCUAGCCCAAAACCAUCCCCCACCUCGUUUUCGGGAGGGUUAAAGUCCUGCCAUUGUGUUCCUUCCUGUCAGGUCAUUUCCAAGUUUCUCCUUGAUUUUAUUUUUUAAAACUUCCCCUCUGGCCCACUCUGCCCUCCUGCUCCAAUCUGACCGGACUUCACGUCCUCACCCUGAGGAUGUGACUUAACCACCUAAUCUAAGAUUUAAACAACCUUUUUCUCUCUAAUUUUCCUUCUUUGUUUGUUCCACCUUCUGAAAGAUUUUUACCAACUUAUAUCCUGACCCCUAUGUUGAAUUUUUCAUUUCUGCUGUCAUGAUUAUUCUAAGAUUUAUUUUUUUCUGCAAAUAACUCCUCUUUUUAGAGUCUGAAUUUCUUCCUCCAUGGAUGCAGUAUCUUCUCUCAAGCUUUCGAAGAUGGUAAUGGACAUUAAUGAGAGCUGUGCUGCAUGUUCUCCAGCUCCCUCCCGUGUCCU